AAAAAAACAUGGAGAUUGUUCUCGACGAAGGGGUCCAAUUUAUUUUGACAUUACAGAAGUCUUGGGAUGGAUGGGAAAAAGAGAUGCUUUUCCUUUCAAAAGUUGGAGACCCUAGGAAUUCCUUCCUGAUCUAUUUUCCUCUUGCGUACCAUUUCAAUCACAAUUUAGGGGUUAGCGUUUUGUGGACAACAAUCAUCUCGGAGUGGCUGAACCUUAUUUUGAAAUGGUAAGAUUAUGGACACAUUGGUGUUUUGCUCUGUUAAAUCUACAGGUUGUUAAAAAUUUCCAGUAUAUUCAUUAAAAUCUUCCGGCUAAACAUGACUGAAACAUUUUAGCUUUAACUACAUCAAUAACCCAGUAGGCCUUUUGCAUUAGCUGAUCACGUGAUCAAUUUUCGUUAAACGCGAAAACAGUUCGCUUUUGAAAAAUUUUGUUAACACGAGCUGGAAGAGCAUAUGAAAUUUUGGUUACCUGCAAAUUUUCAGUUCGUGCUAACAAAAUUUGUCGAAAGCGAACUGUUUUCGGGUUUACCGAAAGUUGAUCACGUGAUCAACCAAUGAAAAUGACUAAUCUAGCCUUUUAUUGAAAGCUAGGCUCGUGGUUGCUUUGUUUUGAUAGAAACUUCAUUGAAAUUUCUGUCAAAACAAGGUCACCUCAAGCUGUGGUUCCACUCAGGGAAAGAAUGCUCAGUACACAACUGUGAAAUAUCCUGUUACCUGAAUAGUGCAUGUGCCUUGUAUUAUAGGGUAUUAAGAGGAGAUAGGCCAUAUUGGUGGGUGCAUGAGUCUGCUAAGUGGCAAAAUGUGACCAUUCAACAGUAUGAACUGACUUGUGAGACUGGACCAGGUAAAGAUAAAUUAACAAGAACAGAAACUAAUUUGCAUGCAUUCCUGUUGUUUGCAAUCAUUAUCUUCUUGUCUUGUGACUUAAGGUGAACAAGUAAUCUUAUUACAUGACUUGCCAAGCAAGAAAAUCUGCUUGUCUUGGAAGACCGGACUAUUACAACAAUUUAUUCUGAGAAAAGUUUUGCUGUGAGGUCCACACAUCUGUCCUCUUCACAUGUCAGAAGGGACAUCCUCUCAAUAGUUGUUUAUGCAUUCAAAAUAAUGAUCCUCUCUGCAGACCAUCUGAAAAGAACAUGUCAUAAUAGUAAAUAAUAAUAUUUUUGGUUGAUUAGCCUUUGAUUAAGUGAUCUUUUUGCCUGAACAAAAAUGAAUUCAAAUGUACCCUGUGCUAGGUUUAAGAAUUCCAGUUGCUUCUGAAUGUUUGUUAAUCUUCAGCUUUAUGUAACAUAACAGAGAAUGUAAUAUCUAGUCCUAGUUUUGUUUCCCUGCGGGCAUAUAUCAUUAUUUGAUAAUAAUAUUACCAGUAAUUUCCUUUUUUUUUUUCAGGAUCUCCAUCAGGCCAUUCCAUGAUCACAUCUGCUGUUCUCUGUUUGUUAGUUUCCUGGCUAUUAAAUUCACUAAGAGAAAACCUUUUAUGCAACAUGAGUAUUUUAGGCAGAUUGAUUGUUACGCUGUCAUUGUGGGCUGUCUUAAUGAUAGUUCUUAUAUUUGUCUCAGUGUCUAGAGUCUUCAUAGCCACUCACUUUCCUCAUCAAGUCAUAAUGGGCACAGUAAUUGGACUUAUUGUUGCAUUAGUAGUGAAGAAUUAUAAGACAGUUCUUAUAAACAUGUCUGGUUCAGUGAGAUAUUGUGCCCUUUGUUCGUUGACACUAGUUACAACAACCUUGGCAUCUUAUCUCUUUCUCUCAUUUCUUGUCUACGACCCAUCCAUUUCAGUCACUAAAGCUCAGAAAUGGUGCAUAAAGCCAUCUUACAUCCACCUGGAUACAACUCCAUUCUAUGCCAUGGUUCGUGAUUCAGGAGCAACUUUGGGAUUAGGAAUUUCUGUAGGAAUUGUAUCGUCAGCUGUAAGGGGAGGGAAUUGGAGAGGUUUACGUGUAGGUGUUGGUCAAUUAUCGCUUCUUUCAGCAAGCCUUAAAGUCAUGCUAUCAAUUUUGCUAUUACAGCUAUUAGAGGUCAUAUCUUUGCCAAAAUCAAGUGCUUUGCUAUUUUAUAUGGCUGGCUAUGUUCGAUGUGUAUUCAUUCCCAUCAUUGUCAUUCUUAUUGUCCCAAUAAUUGCAGUGUGGCAGUGA
This is a messenger RNA of Porites evermanni, 2137 nucleotides long. The record is from the annotation of a GenBank genome assembly. NCBI's taxonomy places the organism in Eukaryota, Metazoa, Cnidaria, Anthozoa, Scleractinia, Poritidae.